CCAGUCUUCUUGCAGCGGGCGAGCGGCCGGCUGCGUGUUGCAGUGCGCGGUACGAAUCAACACACGCGAGUUCGCGGUCAUAGGCUCGAACGAACAUCGAAUCGACGGUCAGUGCGGUGACCAUGAUGAUGGACAACGGGGUGAUAAACAACUAUGACGGGUUGUACCCGGACGGUUACAUGGAACAAGAGGAGGAGUGGGAGCGUGAGGGUCUCCUAGACCCGGCCUGGGAGAAACAACAGAAAAAGACAUUCACAGCAUGGUGCAACAGCCACCUAAGAAAAGCUGGCACCGGCAUCGAGAACAUCGAGGACGACUUCCGCAAUGGCCUGAAGCUCAUGCUGCUGCUGGAGGUCAUCUCCGGCGAGACUCUGCCCAAGCCCGACCGUGGCAAAAUGCGAUUCCACAAAAUCGCUAACGUCAACAAGGCGCUCGACUUCAUCGCCUCAAAAGGUGUGAAGCUUGUGUCAAUUGGUGCCGAAGAAAUCGUCGAUGGUAACCUUAAGAUGACUCUUGGUAUGAUUUGGACCAUUAUUCUCCGCUUCGCCAUCCAAGACAUCUCAGUUGAAGAAAUGACCGCAAAGGAAGGUCUGUUGCUCUGGUGUCAACGUAAGACAGCGCCGUACAAGAAUGUCAAUGUCCAGAACUUCCACCUGUCGUUCAAGGACGGUCUGGCCUUCUGUGCCCUCAUUCACAGGCACAGGCCAGACCUCAUCGACUACAGUAAACUCUCCAAGGACAAUCCCCUCGAGAACUUGAACACCGCUUUCGACGUAGCCGAGAAAUAUCUCGACAUCCCCCGCAUGUUAGACCCUGACGACCUAAUAAACACGCCCAAGCCGGACGAGCGCGCCAUUAUGACCUAUGUGUCGUGUUACUACCACGCCUUCCAAGGCGCGCAACAGGCUGAAACGGCCGCGAACCGUAUUUGCAAAGUUCUCAAAGUCAACCAGGAGAACGAACGCCUAAUGGAAGAGUACGAACGUCUUGCCAGUGACCUCUUGGACUGGAUCCGUCGCACCAUGCCAUGGCUGAACAGCCGUCAGACCGACAACUCUCUUGCCGGGUGCCAAAAAAAACUGGAAGACUACCGUACUUACAGGCGUAAGCACAAGCCACCACGUGUAGAACAGAAGGCCAAACUGGAGACCAACUUCAACACCCUUCAGACCAAGCUUAGGUUGAGCAACCGUCCUGCGUACAUGCCCACCGAAGGCAAAAUGGUUUCUGACAUCGCUCAAGCAUGGAAGGGCCUAGAGAUCGCCGAGAAGGCAUUCGAGGAAUGGCUUCUCAGUGAAAUGAUGCGUCUCGAGCGACUCGAAUACCUCGCUCAGAAGUUCAAGCACAAGGCCGACAUCCAUGAAGACUGGACUAGAGGCAAGGAAGAGAUGCUACAGUCCCAGGACUUCCGUCAAUGUAAGCUCAACGACAUCAAAGCUCUCAAGAAGAAGCACGAGGCCUUCGAAUCCGACCUGGCCGCCCACCAAGAUCGUGUCGAGCAAAUCGCGGCCAUCGCCCAGGAGCUCAACACCCUCGAGUACCACGAGGUGGCGAGCGUGAACGCGCGUUGCCAGCGCAUCUGCUCGCAGUGGGACCGGCUCGGCGCGCUCACGCAGCGCCGCCGGCACGCACUCGACGACGCAGAGCGCGUGCUCGAGCAGAUCGACCUGCUGCAUCUCGAAUUCGCCAAACGCGCUGCACCAUUCAACAACUGGUUGGACGGAACUCGCGAAGAUCUCGUGGAUAUGUUCAUCGUUCAUACCAUCGAAGAAAUCUCAGGUCUCAUGGACGCUCACGCUCGCUUCAAGGCAACCCUCGGCGAGGCUGACAAAGAAUACCAGGCUAUCGUCAACCUGGUACAUCAAGUCGAAUCUAUUGUCAAGCAGCAUCAGAUCCCCGGCGGUUUGGAGAACCCAUACACCACUCUCACAGCUCAUGAGUUGAACCGCAAGUGGUCGGACGUGAGGCAGCUGGUGCCGCAGCGCGACGCGACGCUGGCAGCAGAGCUUCGCAAGCAACAGAACAACGAGAACCUGCGAAGGCAGUUCGCAGAAAAGGCCAACGCAGUCGGACCUUGGAUCGAGAGGCAAAUGGACGCCGUCACCGCCAUCGGAAUGGGUCUGCAGGGCUCUCUGGAAGACCAGCUGCGCAGACUUAAAGAAUACGAAGCUGGAGUGUACGCUUACAAGCCACACAUUGAGGAACUCGAACGCAUCCACCAGGCUGUCCAGGAAGGCAUGAUCUUCGAAAACAGAUAUUCACAAUACACAAUGGAGACUCUGCGCGUCGGCUGGGAACAGCUCCUGACCUCGAUCAACCGCACCAUCAACGAAGUGGAGAACCAGAUCCUCACCCGCGACUCCAAGGGUAUCACUCAGGAGCAAUUGACAGAGUUCCGCGCCUCAUUCAACCACUUCGACAAGAACCGCACAGGCCGUCUGCUGCCAGAGGAGUUGAAAUCGUGCUUAGUCUCCCUGGGUUACAGCAUCGGCAAGGACAGGCAAGGAGAACUCGACUUCCAACGUAUUCUUGCUGUUGUCGAUCCCAACAAUACCGGCUACGUGUCAUUCGAUUCGUUCCUGGACUUUAUGACCAGGGAGUCGACGGAUACCGACACCGCCGAACAAGUCAUUGACAGCUUCAGGAUCUUAGCUGGUGACAAGCCGUACAUAACGGCGGAGGAGUUGCGCCGCGAGCUGCCGCCCGACCAGGCGGAGUACUGCGUGGCGCGCAUGCCGCCGUACCGCGGGCCCGGCGCGCCGCCCGGCUCCCUCGACUACAUGGCCUUCUCCACCGCACUCUACGGCGAAACCGACCUCUAAGAUGCAGAGAGAAGGGGCCAUAUCAAAGGAUAUCAUCUUCAGCCGUGUCAUCAAUCAGAGAAGGCAUAAAAUGAGAAGACCCAAGUCACAUAGUCAUUCAAAUAUAUUAAAGAGGGCCAGAGAAGCGACAAUGGCGAAAUAAAAUAAAUUAAAAACUUUUUCCUACACUGACCAGACCUAUUCACGCCCUAAAUACUAUGGUCAAUGCAGAGUAAAAAUGUUUUUAAAGUAACCAUGCAGUUCUUUAAAUAUCAUGUGCAAUGUACAAACCAAAAAUGCCAUUCAUUUUUGUUCAGUAAUGUUAACCUUUGGCUCAAAUUGGAGAAAUCA
Molecule: messenger RNA, 3152 nt
Organism: Bombyx mandarina (wild silkworm)
Lineage: Eukaryota; Metazoa; Arthropoda; Insecta; Lepidoptera; Bombycidae
Gene: Actn
Product: alpha actinin
Molecular function (GO): protein binding; calcium ion binding
Source: RefSeq, a predicted model, not a curated record